Sesamum indicum (sesame) is the source of this 909-nucleotide messenger RNA. RefSeq lists its product as uncharacterized. The record is from RefSeq and is a predicted model, not a curated record. NCBI's taxonomy places the organism in Eukaryota, Viridiplantae, Streptophyta, Magnoliopsida, Lamiales, Pedaliaceae.
AUGAACUCAAGAAAACCAGUCUUUUCCAAAUAUGCCCCUCCCCUCAAGCUCAUUAUCUACGGCAUGCUCCUCGCCUUUCUUCUCCUCACCUGCCUCGCCGUGAUCUGGAACAAAUCCUACCCGAACCUUAGCACGGCCGCCCUGGGCCGGCAACAGGUGGAAGAAUGCCGUGUUCCUGAGUAUAGGCGAAAACUCAUCCCCCAGCUGGAGCCCUUGAUAUCAGAGGAGCCAUUGGAGAUAUGGGAGGGACUCGGCAAGCAAGAGAAGAACGUCAAAUACCUCCCAUCCAUGGUCGACUUGAGCACCAACUCACGAUUCAUCUAUAUCGACCUCGGCGCCCGCGACUACGACUCCAGCAUCGGCAGCUGGUUCCUCAAACAAUACCCAAAACAGAACAAAACCUUCGAAAUCUACGCCGUCGAAGCCGACAAAGCCUUCCACAAACAGUACGAAUCAAGAGAAGGGGUCACCCUCUUGCCCUACGCGGCCUGGGUGAAGAACGAGACGGUGGUCUUCGGCAGCAAGCCCAUAAUCGUGAAGGACAAAGUGUGGAGAAUGCGGCCGUUCGGCCGAAUCGAAGGGCAGACAGCGGAGGCAGAUGGGCUUUCGGCGGUGACGAGAGUUCCGGCGUUUGAUUUCGUGGAUUGGCUAAAGAGGACGGUGCGGGAGAGGGAUUUUGUGGUGGUGAAGAUGGAUAUAGAGGGGACAGAGAUCAGAUUAGUGAAGGAGUUGGUGGAGAGGGGGGCGAUGUGCUUGAUCGACGAGCUGUUCAUGGAGUGCCAUUUCGAUCGGUAUGUGAAGUGUUGUUCGGGUGAGAGGAUUAACAGGUUUAAUUACUCGUAUGCUCAGUGUUAUGAUCUGUUCUUGCAACUGAGGAACAAGGGUUGUGCUGUUCAUCAAUGGUGGUGA